Cavenderia fasciculata is the source of this 1284-nucleotide messenger RNA. RefSeq names its product elongation factor Tu domain-containing protein (gene tufM). NCBI's taxonomy places the organism in Eukaryota, Evosea, Eumycetozoa, Acytosteliales, Cavenderiaceae. Bases 1 to 1284 code for a protein of 427 amino acids. Gene Ontology annotation, biological process: mitochondrial translational elongation. Gene Ontology annotation, cellular component: mitochondrion. Gene Ontology annotation, molecular function: translation elongation factor activity; GTPase activity; GTP binding. The record is from RefSeq and is a predicted model, not a curated record. The transcript has a single exon.
AUGUUAUCAAAGAAUCUUGUACAAAACUUUGUAUCAAAUGGAGCUCGUUAUUUCCGUACUUCAUCUGUAUUGAUGGCUGAACCAUCAUCCAAGAAGAAGUUUGAGCGUACCAAGCCACAUGUCAACGUUGGUACCAUUGGUCACGUUGAUCACGGCAAGACCACUCUUACUGCCGCCAUCACCAAGACCUUGUCCGACAGAGGUUUGGCCAACUUCAAGUCGUACGCACAAAUCGACAAGUCACCAGAGGAACGUUCACGUGGUAUCACCAUUACUGCCUCACACAUUGAAUACGAAUCGACCAACCGUCAUUAUGCCCACAUUGAUUGCCCAGGCCAUCAACAUUACAUCAAGAAUAUGAUUACUGGUGCCGCUCAAAUGGACGGUGCUAUCCUCGUCGUCUCUGCUCCAGACGGACCACAAGAACAAACCCGUGAACACGUCAUUUUGUCACGUGAAGUCGGUAUCCCAGCCAUCGUUGUCUUCCUCAACAAGAUGGACAAUGCCGACCCAGAUCUCGUCGAAAUUGUCGAGAUGGAAGUUCGUGAACUCUUGUCCAAGUAUGGUUUCGAUGGUGAAGGAACCUCUUUUGUCAAGGGUGCCGCCGCCGUCGCCCUCGCUGAAGACGAUGCAUCUGCCACUGAAUACGGUCGUCAUGCUAUCGACAAGUUGGUCGAAAUCCUCGACACCAAGAUCCCACUUCCAAACCGUGCCAUCGACAAGCCAUUCCUCAUGCCAGUCGAAGAAGUCUUCUCCAUCUCUGGUCGUGGUACCGUCGCUACCGGACGUAUCGAACAAGGUGUCGUCAAGGUUGGUGAUGAAGUCAGCAUCAUUGGUAUCAAGCCAAUUCCAAAGGUUUCUGUUACCGGUCUCGAAAUGUUUGGCAAGAUCCUCGAUUUUGCCCAAGCUGGUGAAAACGUCGGUGUCCUCUUGCGUGGUUUGAAGCGUGAAGAUGUCGUCCGUGGUGAAGUUAUUGCCAAGCCAGGUACCAUCAAAUCUCAUACCAAGUUUGUUGCCAAGACAUAUAUCCUCACCGAUGGUGAAGGAGGCCGUAAGAAGGGUUUCGCCACCAACUAUAAGCCACAAUUUUUCAUCCGUACCUCCAACGUCACUGGUCGUAUCGAAUUGCCACCAACUACACCAAUGGCAAUGCCAGGUGACAAUUUAGAGAUCAAUGUAGAGCUAAUUUCACCAACUCCACUUAAUGAGGGCUUGAGAUUCGCGAUCAGAGAAGGCCAGCUUACAGUUGGUGCUGGAAUCAUUCACAAAGUACUAUCCGCUUAA